Molecule: messenger RNA, 3392 nt
Organism: Monopterus albus (swamp eel)
Lineage: Eukaryota; Metazoa; Chordata; Actinopteri; Synbranchiformes; Synbranchidae
Gene: wdtc1
Product: WD and tetratricopeptide repeats 1
Exons: 16
Coding region: 260-2287 (675 amino acids)
Biological process (GO): negative regulation of fatty acid biosynthetic process
Cellular component (GO): Cul4-RING E3 ubiquitin ligase complex; cytoplasm
Molecular function (GO): protein binding
Source: RefSeq, a predicted model, not a curated record
CUUCAGCAGGCGGAACAAAGUUGUGUGAUAUGCUCAGUGAGAGGAGGGUUGUGUUCAAGUCAGAGGCGAUAUUACGGGGAAUCUUGUCAACAAACUCAUACAGUGUUAUUUAUUACCUUUAUUAUAUGGACAUUUAUUGACAGAUGCCUGUACAAUUCAAGGGAACGAUUGCAACGUCUUUACAGCUUAUUUACAAGAUACACAGAGUAAAUGUCAUCUGAGCUCUGACCUCUGGAACCUCCAACCCAGACCCUAUUUUAUGUUUUGUGGUGAGGCCAUGACAACUGUCAACAUCACCAGAGACAUCCUGCACAGACAGAUCAGGGAUAAGAGAGCAUCGGGCUUCCAAAGGUUUUAUCAUGUGACUGACCCUUUCAUCAAGAGACUUGGUCUGGAGGCUGAGCUUCAGGGCCAUACUGGCUGUGUGAACUGUUUAGAGUGGAAUGAACAAGGAGAUCUGCUGGCCUCAGGCUCAGAUGACCAACAUGCCAUCAUCUGGGAUCCAUUCAGACACAAGAAGCUUACAACUAUGCACACAGGCCAUGCAGCAAAUAUAUUCUCUGUAAAGUUCCUCCCUCACUCCGGGGACAGAAUUUUGGUAACAGGUGCAGCUGACACAAAGGUCCACGUGCAUGACCUGACUGUGAAGGAAACCAUCCAUAUGUUUUCUGAUCAUACCAACAGAGUCAAGCGCAUUGCCACAGCACCCAUGUGGCCCAACACCUUCUGGAGUGCUGCGGAGGAUGGCAUUGUCAGACAGUAUGACUUGCGGGAGAGCAGCAAACGUUCUGAGGUACUGAUUGACCUCACAGAGUUUUGUGGUCAGCUGGUUGAGGCCAAGUGUUUAGCCGUCAACCCACGGGACAACAACUACCUAGCAGUGGGAGCUAAUGGUCCCUUUGUACGCCUCUAUGACAUCAGGAUGAUUCACAACUACAGGAAAUCUCUGAGUCAGAACACAUCAGCAGCUGUGCACACAUUCUGUGAAAGGCAGAAGCCCAUCCCAGAUGGAGCUGGGCAGUAUUAUGUUGCAGGGCACCUACCGGUGAAACUCCCAGACUACAAUAACCGCCUAAGGGUCCUGGUGGCUACGUAUGUCACCUUCAGUCCAGAUGGCACAGAGCUGCUUGUUAACAUGGGUGGGGAACAGGUAUAUCUGUUUGACUUGACAUUUAAACAGAGGCCAUAUACCUUCUUGCUUCCAAAAAAAUCCACAGGAGACGUGCAGAAUGGAAAGACAACCAAUGGCGUCUCCAAUGGAAUUCACCUGCCGACCAGCCAUAUUCGAUUUGCCGGAACCAAGCUGCACUCAAGUUCUACUGAGCUCCCUCCUCACUUGGAGAAGAUAAAGCAACAAGCUAAUGAUGCAUUUGCACGGCAGCAGUGGACUCAGGCCAUCCAGCUGUACAGCUUAGGCAUCCACCAGGCCAGCUGCAACGCCAUGCUGUAUGGGAACCGGGCUGCAGCUUAUAUGAAACGCAAGUGGGAUGGAGACCAUUAUGAUGCUCUCAGGGACUGUCUGAAGGCUCUGACUCUAAACCCCAGCCACCUGAAAGCACAUUUCAGACUCGCACGGUGUCUGUUUGAGCUGAAGUAUGUGGCUGAGGCUCUGGAGUGUUUGGAUGAUUUCAAAGGAAAGUUUCCAGAGCAGGCACACAGUAGUGCCUGUGACGCCUUAGAUAAAGACAUCAAAGCUGCUCUCUUCUCCAAGAUAGGAUCAGCAGAAGGUGAUAAAAAGGUUUAUAACCACUCCACCCCACUCCACUCAUUCAGCCGGAAGGAGCCCAUCCCUGAAGAUGAGCUGGUGCUGAGAGAGCACAGCUUGGACUACAAACACAGAUACUGUGGUCACUGCAACACUACCACUGAUAUCAAAGAGGCCAACUUCUUUGGAAGCAAAGGUCAGUACAUUGUCAGUGGCUCAGACGAUGGCUCCUUCUUUAUCUGGGAAAAAGAAACAACUAAUCUGGUGAGAAUACUGCAGGGGGAUGAGUCUAUAGUCAACUGCCUGCAGCCGCAUCCCAGCUACUGCUUCCUGGCUACUAGUGGGAUUGACCCUGUGGUGCGGUUAUGGAACCCCAGACCAGAGACAGAGACUGAGAACGGGCGGGUUGUGGAGGACAUGGAAGGUGCUGCUGAGGCGAACCAGCGGCGUAUGAAUGCUGACCCACUGGAGGUUAUGCUGCUCAACAUGGGCUAUCGCAUCACAGGCCUGCGUGGUGUCGGCCCAGAUGGUUCAGAUGAUGAAAACAGCUCAGAGGGACAAGUACAGUGUCGGCCAAGCUAAACAAGCCUGUCAACCAUCCUGCAGAAUGGAUGGAGGAAGCGGAGCACUCUCCCAGCUCCUGUUUGAAUUUUAGGUUCCGCUCUAUCGGACAGAAACAUUGAGUGAAUGUCAUGUCACAUCUCUGCACUAUGCAUCUCCCUCCCUUAUCCUAAGAGAGGACUGGUGGAUUUUGGGGAGAGGAAUUCAUGGAGGGUGGAGAUGACACCCAUCUCGCCCCUUCAAAGCACCAACAACACCUCAGCCUCUCCCUCCAACCUCCCAUGGUGGCAGGGGGACAUCUUUGAGGAGAGCACCUUCCACAUCGCUCCCCAGUUUCUCACACAAAAGGAGGAGUUCAGCACUUAUCCCUCCUCGGGUUUACGUAGGAGAGACACACAACAUGUAAAAGGAGAAGCCUGCGAUCGGGCAAACCUAUUUUCAGGUCAGCAUGGCCACACAGUCAGUGUCCUCCAUGGAGGAUCGGAUCACAGACCAGAUCUCCUGUCUGCUCUACAGUUGAAGCCAAGUCUCAUAAUGCCCGUUCAUUUCAGAAAGGCUGCACACCCAAGUUCUUAGCUCAUGUUUUAAGUUGGAAUAUUCAUCACCGGAAGCCUAGAACUAACUGUCACUCUCGGAGUUGUGAAAGAUGCAGGUGUCGUUCCAAUGACAUAUAUUUAUAAGCUUUGUUUAGUUUGCAACUGUCCAAAAAAAAGGGGAUUCUUCUGCCAAAGGUUGUCGUCUGUUAUUUCAGUGGCCAAGUAUUAAUGUUUGUUUUCUUUGUUUCAUUGAAACAUAAUGUUGGCAUACUGUCCUUCUUUAAGUGAAGAGGUUUUCACUACAAUACAGGCUAAGAGUUUGGCAAAGAAAUAUGUGUAAAAAAAAAAAUUUAGGAUACUUUGUUUUAAUUUCCAUUGAUUGCAAAUGUCAUUUGGCAUGAAAUGUUAGUGUGAAACGUCUGAUGGGUAUAAGUGAGACACAGAUGCUAGUUUGUGGUAUGUGCCAAGUGUUAGGUGGUGAGGGGCUCCUGCCCACUAGCUGUGUGGCAAUAGCACUAGUCCUCCGCUGCAGUGAGGUGUUCAGUCCUGCUUGUAUGAGGCUUUACUUACUGAAGGGGUGGGCAUAAACA